UGGAGCUGUGCAGAACCACAACAAGAUGCGCUCUGUUGACGUCAUCAGUCUGCGCCUUACGGAGGAAACGUGGGGAGACGGCAGAGUAAAGCAAGGCGGAGGAGGGUGAAGCGUCGCUCCACGUGAAUCGGUGUGAACAUGGCGUCGAUUCAGGAGCCUGAGGUCCAGUUCGCUCAGAGAUUAGCCUCCAACGAGAAACCCAUCCGGACCAGGGCCAUUAAGAAACUGAGGAAAUAUAUAAAUGCCCGGUCACAGAAAGCGGCGGGUGGAUUCACAGGUGAUGAGCUGCUCAAGCUGUGGAAGGGCCUCUUCUACUGUCUGUGGAUGCAGGACAAACCGCUGCUGCAGGAGGAGCUGUCGAAACAAAUCUCCAGCCUGAUCCACAGCUUCCAGCACGUAGACGGACAGUUUUUGUUCCUGGAGAGCUUCCUGCAGACCCUGAAGAGAGAGUGGACCGGCAUCGACAGGCUGCGGAUGGACAAGUUCUUCCAGCUGGUUCGCUUCAUGUUCAGACAAACGUUUGAGAUGCUCAAGAGGAAAAACUGGGACAGCAGCGUGGUGUCGAGCUUCCUGGAGUUGCUGACAGCUCAGCUCCUGCAGAGCAGCAGCGGAGCGCCCAGCGGGCUGCAGCUUCACAUCCUGGACCUCUACAUGACUGAGCUGGCAGCUGUGGGCUCAGCAGAGCUCACUGCCGAUCAGAACUUGAUAUUCAUCGAGCCGUUCUGCAAAACAGUAUCCAAAACAAAAGAUCGGAUUCUAUUCAGUGGCAUCUGUACCAGCAUUUUCGGCACCAUCAUCGAUCAGGCUCCCUUCGCUAUUGAUGACUUGAUGAGGGAGGUGAACGCUGCUCAGGCUUCAGACUCGGACUCUGGACAGGCGUCUGAAGAGGAAGACGAAGAAGAAGAAGUCGAACUGAGCGAAAAAACAACAAGAAAAGCAGCCGACAAGAAGAAGACAGGGAAACAGAUUAACGGCAAUAAAUCAGAUGAGGAAGACGAAGAUGAGGACGAACUUCUUCACUUGGAAGAAGACUCGGACACAGAGGGACCCUGUGACGAGGACAUCGGACCGGUCCUACAGUUUGAUUACGCAGGUCUGGCGGACAGGCUGUUUGGGUUGGCGAGUCGGAGCGGCACGCCAGGCCGCAACAGACAGAGACUCUACAGGAUCAUCAAAGUACUGCGUGACCUCAGUGAAGGUAUCUUCCCUCAGGAUGAGUAUCCAGAGGAAGUCUCCACGGACGAGGACGACGACAUGUUCGGCAGCCGGAAGAGGAUGAAGCGGACGGGAGGUCGCGGAGAGGACGAGGAGGACGGAGCGCCAACAUCCAAGAAGAGAAAAGGGAAGAAAAAGGAGACGUCGACACUCAACAAGCAAGACAAAGACUCUGCAAAAGAUGACAGUGAACCGGCCGACUCAGCCGUGAAUAAUGACAACAAGAAGAAGAAGAAGAAGAGGAAGAAGAAGAAGAAAGCAGGAGAGGGAAGUGAAAGUGCUGAUAAAGAAACUGAAGGCUCACAGGCAGAGAGCGCCGUCUCAUCUGUAAAAGUCACUGAUGCUUCGUCAGAAACUCUUCUUCUCUCUGAGGUGAAGAAACCCUCAGUCACCGUCACAGAGGAAACCAGCGGAACAACUCCCUCCACGACUGACGACAAGACUUCUGAGGUCGAACCAGAACCAGAGACGUCAUCCCACGCCGAUGCUACAGUCUCGGGGAAGAAGAAGAAGAAAGGGAAGAAGGCAAAGUUACAAACAGACGAGACUGUUGCUGAACUGCAGGUCGUUGUAGAAGAAGAGAGCACAGCGGCCGGUCCGGAGGAGACGACCACACCUGAGACAGAAACCACAACUCCUGCCAAGAAGAAGAAGAAGAACGCUCAGGAGGAAAUACAGGUUAAUGGUGUGACCACAGAACAAGACGGACCAGAGAAACCAACUGAUGCUACAACUCCAGGCAAGAAGAAGAGUAAGAAGAAGAGCCUGAAGGCGGAUGAAGCGGUGACGGUUGAGGCUGAAGCAGAAGUCCAGGUGGAGGGAAAAACCAGAGACACUGAAAUCACUUCAGUUGUUGAGGAGGCAUCACAAGAAGCUGCUGCGGCGCCACUUAAGAAGAAGAAGAAGAACAAGCAGGAGGAAACGACACCGACUGUGGAGGAAAGCGUCGUAACACCACUGAAGAAGAAGAAAACGAAAAACAAUCAGAAACAACCCACAGAGGAUGUGGAUGGAGCGGCGGCAGCAGAGGAACCCCCGCAGCUGGAGGAUGCUGGGACACUGCCGGUCACCGUGACAUCAGCCAAGAAGAAGAAGAACCAAGCGGACGAGAUCAAUGAUGAGGCUGAAGAUGAUGAGAAACCAGCCAAGAGGAAGAAGAAGAGGAAGAUCCCCGUGACGUUCGAGUACGAAGCCGACGAGCUGGAGGCAGCUGCAGCGAUCAACGGCCUCGCUGAAGAAGAGACGAAACUGGAGGCUGACGAGCCGUCCACACCUCUGAGCGGUAAGAGGUCACAGAAGAAGAAGAAGAAGAUGGCGACACCGGGGUCUGAGUUCAUCACAUUUCAGAACAACGCUGCCGUCCCGACGCCGCUCUUCUGUAAGACCAAGGGAAGUCCCAGCACCCCGCAGACCGGCAAGAAGAAGAGUCAAACUCCCAAAUCUGAAUCCAAGAAGGUGACGUUUGGGCUCAAGAACAAUAAAACAGCUGAGUUCAGGAAGACAGACCGCAGCCUGCUGGUGAGUCCAGACGGGUCGUCACGAGUCCCGUUUGACCCGCAGCAGAAACCAAAGUUUGGUGUGUUAAAGUCUCCGGUCUCCACCCGGGUCAAGAAGACCCCCAAGAAGACCGCCGUCAGUACUCCGAAGAGUACUGCGAAGAGUACUGCGAAGAGUACUGCGAAGAGUACUGCGAAGAGUACUCCUAAACGUCGCCCGUCAGCGGCAGACUUCUUCUAACGGCCUCGCUGACGGACUGUAGAUGAAACUCCUCUGAACUCUUUGACAGACUGAUUUCAAACAAACUUGUUUUGGAGAUUUAUAAAGAAGUAUUUUUAUGUUUAUCUGAUAUCCUUCCAUGUUCCUUUGUGCCCGAGUGACUCCAGCUUUUAAUAAAAGUUGCUCAUUCCAGCUUUUCCAAUUUUA
Acanthopagrus latus (yellowfin seabream) is the source of this 3138-nucleotide messenger RNA. Its product is annotated as ribosomal RNA processing protein 1 homolog B-like. Bases 139 to 2952 code for a protein of 937 amino acids. NCBI's taxonomy places the organism in Eukaryota, Metazoa, Chordata, Actinopteri, Spariformes, Sparidae. The transcript is spliced from 16 exons. The record is from RefSeq and is a predicted model, not a curated record. Gene Ontology annotation, cellular component: nucleus; preribosome, large subunit precursor; preribosome, small subunit precursor. Gene Ontology annotation, biological process: rRNA processing.